ACCUACCGGUAUUGCCAGCGCAGCAGUAGCGGCUCUCGGUUCCUGCCAGCGGGUUCUCUGAGGGCGAGCCGAGGCGGAGAAAGGGCGCGGAACUGGGAGAGGGUGAGUCAGACGCUGUCUAUGCCGUAAAGAGAGCGGCACCUUGGCACACGGCUCCCUUAGGUAAAUGGACUCGUGCGGACGUCUCUCCGGAGAUACCGUUAUCUUUGCGCCAGCGAGAGCCUGGUGAGGAGGAGCCAUAGCCGGGUCCUUGCACCCGUUCUCGCCUUCAGCGCCCCGCCGCCAUCUCCACCAUGCAGUCCCGGGAAGACGCUCCGCGCUCUCGCCGCCUCGCCAGCCCCCGUGGUGGGAAACGGCCCAAGAGGAUUCACAAGCCCUCGGUGUCGGCCUUUUUCACGGGCCCCGAGGAGCUGAAGGACACGGCCCACUCUGCAGCGCUGCUGGCACAGCUCAAGUCCUUCUACGACGCGCGGCUGCUGUGCGAUGUGACCAUCGAGGUGGUGACGCCUGGCAGCGGGCCUGGCACGGGCCGCCUCUUCCCCUGCAACCGUAACGUGCUGGCUGCCGCGUGUCCCUACUUCAAGAGCAUGUUCACCGGCGGCAUGUACGAGAGCCAGCAGGCGAACGUGACCAUGCACGACGUGGAUGCCGAGUCCUUCGAGGUGCUGGUCGAAUACUGCUACACGGGUCGCGUUUCGCUUAGUGAGGCCAACGUGCAGCGCCUUUACGCGGCGUCCGACAUGCUGCAGCUGGAGUACGUGCGGGAGGCCUGUGCCUCCUUCCUGGCCCGCCGCCUUGACCUGGCCAACUGCACCGCCAUCUUCAAGUUCGCCGACGCCUUCGGCCAUCGUAAGCUGCGAUCACAAGCGCAGUCCUUCAUAGCCCACAACUUCAAGCAGCUCAGCCGGAUGGGUUCGAUUCGGGAGGAAACUCUGGCAGAUCUGACCUUGGCCCAGCUACUGGCCGUGCUGCGCCUGGACAGUCUAGACAUCGAGAGUGAGCAAACAGUGUGUCACGUGGCCGUGCAGUGGUUGGAGGCGGCUCCCAAGGAGCGGGGUCCCAGCGCUGCCGAAGUCUUCAAGUGCGUCCGCUGGGCACACUUCAGCGAUGAAGAUCAGGAUUACCUGGAAGGGCUGUUGACCAAACCCAUCGUGAAAAAGUACUGUCUGGACCUGAUUGAAGGGGCCCUGCAGAUGCGAUAUGGUGACAUGCUGUACAAGUCUCUGGUGCCAAAGCCAGAGUGCAGCAGCAGCUCUGUUGUAUCCGCAGCGGAAAAUCCACCCCAGAGGCUGGGUGUGUGUGCCAAGGAAAUGGUGGUUUUCUUUGGACAUCCCAGAGAUCCCUUUCUCUGCUAUGACCCAUACUCAGGGGACAUUUACACAAUGCCCUCACCUUUGACUAGCUUGGCUCACACGAAGACUGUCACCUCCUCAGCAGUCUGUGUCUCUCCCGACCACGACAUCUAUCUCGCUGCCCAGCCCAGGAAAGACCUCUGGGUGUAUAAACCAGCGCAGAACAGUUGGCAGCAGCUGGCAGAUCGCUUGCUGUGCCGCGAGGGCAUGGAUGUGGCAUACCUCAAUGGCUACAUUUACAUCCUGGGUGGGCGAGACCCUAUCACCGGAGUUAAACUGAAGGAAGUGGAAUGCUACAGUGUUCAGAGGAACCAGUGGGCACUGGUGGCUCCUGUACCCCACUCUUUUUAUUCCUUCGAACUAAUAGUGGUUCAGAACUACCUUUACGCUGUGAAUAGUAAGCGCAUGCUCUGCUACGAUCCUAGCCACAAUAUGUGGUUGAACUGUGCUUCUCUUAAACGUAGUGACUUUCAGGAAGCCUGUGUCUUCAAUGAUGAGAUCUAUUGUAUCUGUGACAUCCCGGUCAUGAAGGUCUACAACCCAGCCAGGGGAGAAUGGCGGAGGAUUAGUAAUAUUCCGUUGGACUCAGAGACUCACAACUAUCAGAUUGUCAAUCAUGGCCAAAAGUUGCUCCUCAUCACUUCUACCACUCCGCAAUGGAAAAAGAACCGAGUGACCGUGUAUGAAUAUGAUACUAGGGAAGACUUGUGGAUUAAUAUAGGUACCAUGUUAGGUCUUUUGCAGUUUGACUCUGGCUUUAUUUGCCUCUGUGCUCGUGUUUAUCCUUCUUGCCUUGAACCUGGUCAGAGUUUCAUCACCGAGGAAGAUGAUGCACGGAGUGAGUCUAGUACCGAAUGGGACUUAGAUGGAUUCAGUGAGCUAGACUCUGAGUCGGGAAGUUCAAGUUCUUUUUCCGAUGAUGAAGUCUGGGUGCAGGUAGCGCCUCAACGAAAUGCACAGGAUCAGCAGGGUUCUUUGUAAACAUUUUGGAACACUAAGAUGUUUCUACUGCUAUGGAAUGUAUCUUAAACUGAUACCCUUUCCUUUUCCUGAAAAAAAAAAAAAAUGGUGAUUAGAACAGCAGAUUUGGUUUAGAAAGAGUAAUGUUUGAAUUACUUAUGUAAUGGUACAAAAUUAAAACAGUCCAUGAAAUCAACCUAUAUAAUAAUUUACUGUGCUAAAAGUCAAGAUUAAAAUAUGCAAAAAAUGAACUUUAUCAUUAAUUAGAAUGUUUGGUGGUUUUUUCGUUGUUCAAGUACUUGUUGCACCCGUGGAUUGUUUUGGUUAGUUACACUGUUUAUAUUUUGGUUCUCUAGUCUUCUGUUAACUUUUUAAUUCUAUUUAGUACCAUAAGGAAUUUUACUUUGUCGUGAUAGAAAUUUUGACUAGAAACUGUUGGUAGGGUUUUGAAGGUAUUUAUAUUUUCCUUCAGAAUAAUGGAAAUAGAUGUUCCAAAUCUUAGUUUUUAGUAUUCUAUGUUAUAGUUUGUUAAAAUUUGGUUUAUUUUUCCCUUUUGCAAAGGAAAAGAAUUGAACGUAUAAAGGUUAUUAAAUAGCGAUUUCAUCUUGAUAUAGUGCAGAAUAGUCUUAAGAGCUCACAGAAAGUAAAAAAUCAAGAUUCCAUUGUUUUAAAAGAAAUUUAGCUUCUAAUUUUGGAAUAUAGAAUGUAUAUUUGCUAAAGUGACCAUUUUUCUAUCUCAAAAACAUUCUAGUAGUGUCGCCAGUUAUUUAAACACCCUUCUAAACCAAAAAAUAUAUAGGUAUCUUGAUUCGUAAGUUCAUAUUUUCUUCUGUACCUGAUAUAGGCUUCACUGAAUCAGAGCAACAAUCCUUUUUUUUCACUGGACAUGUGAUUGAGUAAUAUAAAUUUUUAUCCGUUGGUCAUGCCUUGUCUUAAAAAGUUUAUAUGCUUUCAUAAAAUAUUUUGGCUAUAUAGUUUUAGUGUUUGUCUUAGAGUAUUCUUCAGUAGGAAGUGAUUUAUUCUUUACUGUUUUGUGAGGUAAUAUUAGUUUUGAAAAUAUGUAUAAGCUAAAAACAGUAUUUUAUUGAAAUGAGUAGGUAUUGUGUCUAUCAACUAUAAAAUGAGUUGCUAACAGAAAACUUUAAAACUUUAAGCUGUGUAUAGAACUGUUUUGUGUAGCAUUGAAAUAUUCUGUCAGUUUUGUAAGUUACUAUAAAUGAUUAUCAGCUUGAAGGUAUUUUUGUAUUAAAAGUUGACAGUUAAAGAACAUAAGUGGAUGAUGGCAUUUGGGGCCAAUAGUGAAAGUAUAUUUCCUCUAAAAUAUUUCCCUAAGCAGUGGUGUACAUAAUUAUUUUAUUAGGGUAUUCCUGUCUGUUCUGUGUUUCUCUGUGAACCAUGCUCCAGUCUUUGUUUUUUUCGUUUUGUUUUGGGCUUUUUGUUUGUUUGUUUUGUAUCAUCAUAAUGUAAGGGAAAGUCCAGAAAUAGAAACUAAAUUACACAAAUAUGACAUUGUUAAAUGCAAGAACAUUGGUGUUUAACCUUUUGAGGGUUUGUAAAUACAUGAUUGUCGUAAUACCUAUACAUGAUAAAUGGUGUGCAUAUACAGAUGCUUUUGGUCUAUGAAUUUUCCUAGACACACUUAGAAUUAUCUUGAAUCUUCAUUCAACAACAUGCUGAUUCCUCUUCUUUGUUUACUUUCUAGUGACCAAAUGCUAACAUUUCUUAUGCCCUGGCAGAGUACUGAGGAGUGUGCUCUGGGAUGUGGAACUGGAUUUUAAAUGAAAAAGAGAGGGAUGAAAACAAAACAAACACGCACAAAUAAUGUUUUCUCAGCCAUUUGGCCAUUUGAAGAGUCCACAAGACAUUCCUAUUUAACAUUAUUUCUAGUGAAACAAAGCAUGCUUUAGUGGUCAAAGGCUAACUUUUGUUCCAUUUAAUAUCAGGGAUGGUAUUAAGCACUGCUCUUAACAUGAAAAGCUAGCUCUCAAUAGUGGUAUUUUUUGGCCAACUUUUUUUCACCAUUAACUUCUUGUUGAUAGCUUUUUGUUCUGUAAGGUUGAAAUGCUUACCUCAGUGAGAUUAUCCAUCUGCAGAAUUAAGGUAGGCAACCGACUGAUAGAAGACAUUCUCUGAAUUGGCAUUCUCAACCUUUAAGUUAGGUGUAAGCUAAUUAGUAGUAAUAACUUGGUUUACAAAGAGAUUUUCCUGGGAAGGAUUUUGGUUUCCUGAUAUGUUUGCGAAUUAGGGAAUGAUGUUAAUCAUUAUUUCAAAGAUAAGUGAUCUGUACAUGGUUAGUUACAAAUAAAACUGGCACUAGAACCCA
Messenger RNA from Pteropus alecto (black flying fox), 4635 nucleotides. It is a transcript of the gene KBTBD7, whose product is annotated as kelch repeat and BTB domain containing 7. The transcript has a single exon. The record is from RefSeq and is a predicted model, not a curated record. Lineage: Eukaryota; Metazoa; Chordata; Mammalia; Chiroptera; Pteropodidae. The coding region runs from base 294 to 2333 and encodes 679 amino acids. Gene Ontology annotation, molecular function: protein binding.